Molecule: messenger RNA, 3318 nt
Organism: Nerophis ophidion (straightnose pipefish)
Lineage: Eukaryota; Metazoa; Chordata; Actinopteri; Syngnathiformes; Syngnathidae
Gene: pou3f1
Product: POU class 3 homeobox 1
Exons: 1
Coding region: 50-1186 (378 amino acids)
Biological process (GO): brain development; regulation of transcription by RNA polymerase II
Cellular component (GO): nucleus
Molecular function (GO): RNA polymerase II cis-regulatory region sequence-specific DNA binding; DNA-binding transcription factor activity, RNA polymerase II-specific
Source: RefSeq, a predicted model, not a curated record
UAAAGCCCGCAGACCUCCGAGGCGCACGUCACUUCUCCAAGUCGGAGCCAUGGCGACAACAGCUCAGUACAUCCCGCGGAAUAACUCCUUGCCGUCCAACCCGCUCAUGCACCCGGACUCGGACCGCAUGCACCAGGGCACGACGUACCGGGAGGUGCAGAAGAUGAUGCACCACGAGUACCUGCAGGGCCUGAACGCGGGACACCCGAUGAGCCUGACGCACCACCAGUGGCUGCCCACCUCCAACAGCGACUGGGCGAGCGCCACGCACCUGGGCCAGCAGGACCCGCACAAGGGCGGCGUGCAGCAGGCGAGCCGCGAGGAGCUGGGCGGGGGGGGCUUCCACCACCACCGCUCCCACCUGGCGCACCAGCAGGCGCAGGGCGCGCACCACGGCUCCUGGGCUCCGGCCGGCGCGCACCACCUCUCGCCGCUGUCCCCGGCGUCCGGCGCGCACCAGCCCCUGGUCUACUCGCAGCCGGGCUACACGAACCUCAACGCCAUGCUGGGCAGCCCGCAGCCGGGCGCGCUGCACCACGGCCUGCGGGAGCCCCUCCACGACGACUCGGCGGUGCACGACGGCCAGCUGGAGUCCUCCCCGCAGCAGGCCUUCAGCCACCACCAGGACCACUCGGACGAGGACGCGCCCAGCUCCGACGACCUGGAGCAGUUCGCCAAGCAGUUCAAGCAGCGGCGGAUCAAGCUGGGCUUCACGCAGGCGGACGUGGGCCUGGCGCUGGGCACCCUCUACGGCAACGUCUUCUCGCAGACCACCAUCUGCCGCUUCGAGGCGCUGCAGCUCAGCUUCAAGAACAUGUGCAAGCUCAAGCCGCUGCUGAACAAGUGGCUGGAGGAGACGGACUCCAACACCGGCAGCCCCACCAACUUGGACAAGAUCGCCGCGCAGGGCCGCAAGCGCAAGAAGAGGACCUCCAUCGAGGUGGGCGUCAAGGGCGCGCUGGAGAACCAUUUCUUGAAAUGCCCCAAGCCGUCCGCGCACGAAAUCAGCACUUUAGCCGGCACGCUGCAGCUGGAGAAGGAGGUGGUGCGCGUGUGGUUUUGCAACCGGAGACAGAAGGAGAAGCGCAUGACGCCCGUGGGGGUCCCGCACCCCGGCAUGGAGGACGUUUAUUCCCAGGCGGAGACCCCCCCGCUGCACCGCACGCUACACAGCCCCGUGCAGUGACCGCGGACCGGCUCGGCGCGACCACCUCGCCCUGGCGCGCGGGACUCUGGAGUUUACACCAUUCUUUUUUCUCUCUCUCUCUCUCUCUUUUCUCCGGGACUUUCGGGGAGGGGAAACAAACAAACAAAAAAAGUUGUGCAGUUUUAGCGUCGGAAGCCCCCCCCCGGCCCCCCUCCCCCACUCGAAUAGAUUUAAAAAAAAAAACGCAUCUAGAAAAAGCCGGACAAAGAUUUAUUUACCAAAACGAUAUGGAGGUGAGGGGGGAUUCUGGAGGGGGUGGACCGUGAACGCACCACACGCCUGCAAAACAAAACAAACAAACAAAAAAAAACACUGGAAGUGAAAAGUCAGCACUGAAUGAACUGAAUUAUCGUUAUUGUUGUUAUUAUUAUUAUUAUUAAUAUUUCAUUUGCCUUUUGUUUUGUUUGAAGAAAGAACAAAAAAAAAAAAAAAAAAGGAUAUUUUCAUCAGGGUCGGAAAUUGGGAGGACAAAAAUGUGUCCAAAAAAAAAAUGCAACAGGACGUCCGAGUUCUGAUUGCAGGCCUUAAACAAAAUAAUAAUAAUAAACUGUUUUUUGUUUUUUUUUUCUCACACAAGGACCACGUCGACGUUUGCAAGCAGCAUCAGACGCUAAAUGUUUUUUGUUUUUUUUUGCAUUAUUAAGUUUUCCUUCUUAUUGUUGCACUUAUUGUUUUUGUUAUAUUCGGAUGUUUACAACUCACACACUUUUCCACGGCGAUCCCCCACGAAAUGAAAAGUUGGAUUAACUCAGGUAACUUUCAGUGCCCCCCCCCUCCCCCCUAACUCCCAACAUUUUGUCUGUCCUCCCCGUUGUAGCGUACAAUUCAAAAAUCCGCGGUACAGUGAAGGCAACGCGUCCUUUCCUAUGAAAUCGUAUUUAUUUUAUUUCUCAUUGUCUUUUUUUUUUUGUUCUCAGUCCAAAAAAAAAAAAAAAAGGAGAGAAAACUGCAGUGUGCUAUAAUUCACUUACAAGUGAGGGAUUUUUUUCCAAGAAAAAAAAAAAAAGGUGAUAAUUUAACAACAACAAAAAAAAAAAAGGUGAUUUUAGAGAAAAAUGUUGCCAGGAAUUAUUUCCAGCGUGUAAAUAUGUAAAACUUGUAUUUGUUCUGAAAUAUUUGUUGUCUCUUUUUAUUUGUGUUCCUUUCUCCGGGCUGUUUUGUACACUUACUAAUUCCACCAAGAUAUUUUUAAUAUGAUUUCGUUUAUGAUGAAUCUGACCGUUUAUAAAUAUAUAUUUAUUAUUUCUUGUUUAGUUGUCUUUUUUGUUGCAGUGGAUAUUUCUUUUUUUAAAGUCUCUCUUCUGUUGACUUCAUUGGUUGUCUUGUUUUGAUUGCUCUAAAUGUAGACUGCAAGGUCACAUUUCUAUUUAUGUUAUAGUAAUAUUUUAUUACUUACAUAAAAACAUAUAUACAAGAAACGCAUCUGCUUGGUGUCUUCAUUGCGAGCUCCUUCUUUUCUUCGUCUUGCAUCGCCACAGGAAUGAAAGGAAACAAUGAUUUAUGUAUUUAAUUGUGCUUUUUUUAAUAUAAGGAAUAACACAAUGAAUAGUAUUUAAUUGUUGCCAUUUUGUGCAAUAAUACAUUCGAAAUGUUGCAAACUGAUGAUAAGUUUAAAUUAAGUCGUUAAUAUGAAUAAUCUUUUCUUUAAACAAACCAUCAAAAAUCGUUUUUUUAAGCACGUGGAUCUGAUUUUAAACAUGACAUUUAAAAAAUGGAAGAAAAAAAAACCGUCAGGCCUUCAAGGAAAAAAAAAAAAAAAAAGAUUAAAAAUCGGCCUCCGGUCGAGGCCAACAAUUGUGCUUUUAUUUUGUCACUGGAAAUAUUUAAUCUCUUCGCCUUUUUAGCUCAAUAAAACGCAAUAAACGUGCUAUUUUCUUUAAAGCAACUUUGACAUUUUCGACUCGCUUUUGCUGUACAAAAUCACUUCAAACAAUAAUUAUUUGUGUUGAAAAUGUAUCACAAUGAUGAUACAAAUUAAGGUGUUUAUUGUAUUAAAAUAAAUAAUAAAUACAUUCAUUUAUUUCCUUACUUUCCUUUAACGCAUCGUCAUAAAACACAGCAGCAAACUGUUUAUUUAGGUUUUUAAUUCCCCCACAAAAAACAUACAACUC